Messenger RNA from Homalodisca vitripennis (glassy-winged sharpshooter), 333 nucleotides. RefSeq lists its product as uncharacterized. Lineage: Eukaryota; Metazoa; Arthropoda; Insecta; Hemiptera; Cicadellidae. The coding region runs from base 1 to 333 and encodes 110 amino acids. The record is from RefSeq and is a predicted model, not a curated record. The transcript is spliced from 2 exons.
AUGGCCCGUCCUUUGUGGGGUCAAGAGGUUCUCGCUGAAGCUAUGACUGAUUUUGGAUCAAUAAUGCCGAUGAUUGAAGCAAAAGGUCAGGCAGCCCAGUCACUACCACCACCACGAGUUACUACGAUCAACAUGAGUCAUCACUACCACCAUGAGUCAUUCCCCACCACUAUGAAUCACCAUCAUGGUCACUACUAUUAUACGUCACCACGACCACCACCACGAGUUACUACGAUCAACAUGAGUCAUCACCACCACCAUGAGUCACUCCCCACCACUAUGAAUCACCAUCAAGGUCACCACUAUUAUAAGUCACCACGACCACCACCAUGA